Molecule: messenger RNA, 1229 nt
Organism: Prosopis cineraria
Lineage: Eukaryota; Viridiplantae; Streptophyta; Magnoliopsida; Fabales; Fabaceae
Product: 1-aminocyclopropane-1-carboxylate oxidase-like
Exons: 4
Coding region: 53-1033 (326 amino acids)
Source: RefSeq, a predicted model, not a curated record
ACAAGCCAGACUCUAUUCUGCACAAUAAUUGAUCAGACACAGAGAGAGAUCGAUGGAGAACUUCCCAGUUAUCAGCUUGGAGAAGCUCAAUGGUGACGAGAGAGAAGCAACAAUGGUGAAAAUCAGAGAUGCCUGCGAGAACUGGGGAUUCUUCGAGGUGGUGAAUCAUGGGAUACCCCACGAGUUAAUGGACACAGUGGAGAGACUCACCAAAGAGCAUUACAAGCAAUGCAUGGAACGGAGGUUCAAGGAGUUCGUCACUGGCAAAACCCAAGCGAACGUCGACGACGACUCAGUUCAAAUAAGCGAUGAGAUGAAAGACAUGGACUGGGAAAGCACCUUCUCCUUGCGUCAUCUUCCAGAGUCCAACAUUUCCGACUUGGCCGAUCUCUCCGACGAGUACAGGAAGGUGAUGAAGGAGUUUGCUUCCAAGCUAGAGAUAGUAGCAGAGAAGCUUCUGGGUCUGUUGUGUGAGAAUCUUGGGUUAGAGAAAGGCUACUUGAAGAAGGUAUUCGAUGGGUCAUCUAGAGGACCAAAUUUUGGGACCAAGGUGGCCAACUAUCCGCCAUGUCCCAACCCAGAGAAGGUGAAGGGGCUUCGUGAGCAUACAGACGCGGGUGGGAUCAUCCUUCUUUUCCAAGAUGAUAAGGUCAGUGGCCUACAGAUUCUUAAAGAUGGUCACUGGGUUGAUGUGCCUCCAUUGCCCCACGCUUUAGUUAUCAACAUCGGUGACCAGCUUGAGGUCAUAACGAAUGGGAAGUACAAGAGCGUGGAGCACCGAGUGAUUGCGCAAAAGAAUGGGACGAGAAUGUCAGUAGCAUCAUUCUACAAUCCAGCAAGUGACGCUUUGAUCUACCCAGCCCCACAACUAGUUGCAGCAGAGAAGCACAAGAACCGCCAGCUUUACCCUCAAUUUGUGUUUCAAGACUACAUGCAGCUCUAUGCCAAGCUCAAGUUCGAAGCUAAAGAACCCAGAUUUGAAGCUUUCAAAGCAUCUUCUCUCAAUCAGCUGGGUCCAAUCCCAACUGCUUGAUUAUAAUUAAAUUAAUCUGUGUUUUAUAAUCUCAGGCUUGUCAAUAAAAAUCAAUAAGCUUGUAGAAUGGGUGUGAGUGUGAAUAAUUUGGUCUAAAGGAAGUGGGUGAUCAUCAUGAGGAUAUGAGACGUGGUAUUGUAUCAAUAAUCAGUACACAGCCAAUUAAUAAUAAUUGAUGUGAGUCAGAUCAUACUAA